Molecule: messenger RNA, 614 nt
Organism: Cimex lectularius (bed bug)
Lineage: Eukaryota; Metazoa; Arthropoda; Insecta; Hemiptera; Cimicidae
Product: lysozyme
Exons: 5
Coding region: 74-499 (141 amino acids)
Source: RefSeq, a predicted model, not a curated record
CCCAGUUUUUCACGUCGAUCUACUUAAAAAACGGGUUGAAAUAUUUCAAAUCGACAUAUUUCAUUCGACUCCAAUGAUGAAAUUUAUUAUUGUUUGUAAUCUGAUCGCGGCGAUUUCCAUCGUUGCAACGGAAGGUAAGACUUUCGCUAAAUGCGAUCUCGCUAAGGAGCUACUGAAGAAGAAUUUCUCAAAAGAAGACAUGCCAAAAUGGCUUUGCCUCGUAGACAAACUGAGCGGUUACUCAACAUCGAAAGAAGAAUCUACAGCAAUAGGAACAAAAACCAUCGGUCUAUUUCAGUUUAGCGAAGAAACCGAUUGCGGAACCAAAACUGCAAGGGGAAGAUGUAACGCGAAAUGUGAUGCUCUGAAAACAGAUGAUAUUACUACCGCUGCAAGGUGUGCAUUACAAAUGAACACAGAUAGACAAUUUAAUUUUUGGCCCAUAUGGAAGAACUCGACAUGCCGCACAAACACGCAGAACUACGUUUGUAGUCUCUGAAAAGCAAAUUAGCCGUUAUAUAAGGCAAUUUAUUAAUCCUGAAUAGGGUUGCUAUUAUUGUGUUGACUUUGCAAAAUAAACAAUGUACAAAAAAAUAAACAUCAGUUGUCAUAAA